Erinaceus europaeus (western European hedgehog) is the source of this 567-nucleotide messenger RNA. Its product is annotated as set1/Ash2 histone methyltransferase complex subunit ASH2-like. The record is from RefSeq and is a predicted model, not a curated record. Bases 15 to 377 code for a protein of 120 amino acids. Lineage: Eukaryota; Metazoa; Chordata; Mammalia; Eulipotyphla; Erinaceidae. The transcript has a single exon.
GCAGAGAUUCAAACAUGGUUGAUGGAAGUGGUGGCUUGGAGACAGAGUCCUCGAAUGGGAAAGACACAGCAGAAGGUGCUGGGGAUACUUCAGAGGUGAUAGAUACCCAGGCGGGCUCAGUGGUAGAACAGAAUGGCAGGCAGAGAUACCUCAUCCUGUCUACCAUUCAUGACCAACUACAGUUUUCACUGCAAUGUGUCCAUCACAACGGCGGGAAGGCCUAUUUCCUCCUCAAGCAAGCAAACCUGAAAGAAAUGUGCCUUACUGCUUUGGCCAACCUCACAUGGCAGUCCCGAACACAGGAUGAACAUCCAAAAACUAUGGUCUCCAAAGAUAAGGCUAACAUACCAUUUACUGAAAAUACUGGGAGUGUAUGACAACCAGACAGAGACCUGGAAAAAUGACUUGGCCAAAUAACAUUGUUAAAACAACGAGUAAAGAAAGAGAUGUUUUCUGGGUAAAGGAGUACCUUGAUCCUGGGAGUAAGGACACAGAAGAAGAUUACCCUAAAUUUGGACUUUUGGACCAGGAUCUUAGUAACAUUGGUCCUGCCUAUGGCAAUCAAAA